GCGCCCCCCGAGCGCCUGGAGGCCCUGGGUGAGCGGACGCUCUCCGGGCAGGCGACGGGGUGGCAGGGCUGGGGGCCGUGAGUGUCUCGUGGUUGGCAAACCGGACCACACCGGAAUCUCCUAGUCGCCGGCGGUGACUACCGGGCCCCCACCCAUGGCUGGGGCACGUCCCAGCCCCAGGAGGUCGCAGGAAACUUUACCCCCGCGCGGGCCGAGCCAAGCCUCUGCGUCCCCUGUGGCUUGCGGGCCGUCCCCCUGCUCCUCCUCCUCCCCCGGUCCUCGCCCUCCCUGCCGCUCCCUCCUCCCUCCCCUCCCCCUCCCCCUCGCCCGGCUGGAGGCGGGCAGGUCCGGGCGGGACCGCGCCUCUGCCCACAGCCCCGCGCUCCCGGCCGGGUGUCGCCGCCGCUCCCCGCGGGAGGAGCGGCCGAGCCAGGCCCGGCGGAGCGAGCGGCCGGCGCAGAUGAAGUUGGGCGCGCACGGAGCCCGGAGCAGGGGAGCGGCGGAGCGGGGAGCCGCCCGCAUCUAGAGCCCGCUCGGUGCGCCAUGGAGCUCGGGGGCCCGGGGGCGCCGCCGCCGCCGCCAGCGCUGCUGCCGCCGCUGCUGCUGCUGCUGGGCGCCGGCCUCCUGCCCGCCAGCAGCCACGUGGAGACCCGGGCCCACGCGGAAGAACGGCUGCUGAAGAAGCUCUUCUCUGGCUACAACAAGUGGUCCCGGCCCGUGGCCAACAUCUCGGAUGUCGUCCUUGUGCAUUUCGGCCUGUCCAUUGCACAGCUCAUUGACGUGGAUGAGAAGAACCAGAUGAUGACGACCAACGUGUGGGUGAAGCAGGAGUGGCACGACUACAAGCUUCGCUGGGACCCUGCUGACUACGAGAACGUGACCUCCAUCCGCGUCCCCUCCGAGCUCAUCUGGCGGCCGGACAUCGUCCUGUACAACAACGCCGACGGGGACUUUGCCGUCACGCACCUGACCAAGGCCCACCUCUUCCACGACGGGCGCGUGCAGUGGACGCCCCCCGCCAUCUACAAGAGCUCCUGCAGCAUCGACGUCACCUUCUUCCCCUUCGACCAGCAGAACUGCACCAUGAAGUUCGGGUCCUGGACCUACGACAAGGCCAAGAUCGACCUGGUGAGCAUGCACAGCCGCGUGGACCAGCUAGACUUCUGGGAGAGCGGCGAGUGGGUCAUCGUGGACGCCGUGGGCACCUACAACACCCGCAAGUACGAGUGCUGCGCCGAGGUGUACCCCGACAUCACGUACGCCUUCGUCAUCCGCCGCCUGCCGCUCUUCUACACCGUCAACCUCAUCCUGCCCUGCCUGCUCAUCUCCUGCCUCACGGUGCUCGUCUUCUACCUGCCGUCCGAGUGCGGCGAGAAGGUCACGCUCUGCAUCUCGGUGCUGCUCUCGCUCACCGUCUUCCUGCUGCUCAUCACCGAGAUCAUCCCGUCCACCUCGCUGGUCAUCCCGCUCAUCGGCGAGUACCUGCUCUUCACCAUGGUCUUCGUCACCCUCUCCAUCGUCAUCACCGUCUUCGUGCUCAACGUGCACCACCGCUCCCCGCGCACGCACACCAUGCCCGCCUGGGUCCGCCGCGUCUUCCUGGACCUCGUGCCGCGCCUGCUGCUCAUGAAGCGGCCGUCCGUGGGCAAGGACAACUGCCGGCGGCUCAUCGAGGCCGUGCACAAGGGGGCCGGCGCCCCGCGCUUCUGGCCCGAGCCCCCGGGCGAGCCGGACCGCGGCCCCGCGCCGCCGCGGCCCUCGCCGGGGCCGGGGCCCCCUCCCGCCGGCCCCCGGGCCCCGGGGCUCGCCAAGGCCAGGUCCCUGAGCGCCCAGCACGUGUCCAGCCCCAGCGGAGCGCCGGAGGGCGGCGUGCGGUGCCGGUCUCGGAGCCUCCAGCCCUGCGUUCCCCGAGGGGAAGGCGCUGCCCAGGCCGACGGCCUGGCGCACGAUGCCGCUGCCGCCGCGGUGCACGACGACAAUGACGCCGCGGCGCAUGCCGCCGACGCCACCGCCGCCGCCGCCGCCCCCGCCUCUCUGACCAAGGCCCCCUCGGCCGAGCUCCCGCCCCCAGACCAGGCCUCCCCCUGCGAAUGCAAGUGCAGGAAGGGGCCCGGGGUCCCCGGCACGGCCCUCCAGGCCCCCCGAGCCAGAGCGCCGCCCCCGCCCCUGUCUCCGGCCCUGGUGCGGGCGGUCGAGGGCGUCCAGUACAUCGCGGACCACCUGAAGGCCGAAGACACGGACUUCUCGGUGAAGGAGGACUGGAAGUACGUGGCCAUGGUCGUCGACCGCAUCUUCCUCUGGGUGUUCGUCAUGGUCUGUCUGCUGGGCACCGCCGGCCUCUUCCUGCCGCCCUGGCUGGCCGGCAUGAUCUAGGGGCCAGGGCGCCGGGUCGCAGCGGCUCUCGGGCUGUUCCCGGCUCUCCGCGGGGCUCCCUGCACGCGCCAGAUUGCCCCCCUUCUUCUGCAGCGAGGCGGCCUUGGAGGAAGCUGCUGCCCCUGGGGGAGGCCGGCUCUGGGGCCGGUCAGGGCUUGUCCACACGCAGGGAGGUGUCCCUGCUGUCAUUAAAGUUUAUGGGGGGCAUGGCAGCAUGGUGGCCUCCUGCCCACGUGCCCACCCUCGGCAAACUGUCCAGGGGCCACGACCCUCAGCCCCUCCCGGCCCCCCAAGCGCCCCCCACCUGGGUCCUCGAGGCCCAGGCACUGAGCCCGGCCUGGCCGCCCCCUACCUCCCCGCGCGUGGGCAUCUUGGGUCCUCGGACCUGCUCUCUGACCCCAGAGGAGAGUCAUUUGCCAGUGGAUCCGAGCAGGGCAUUUAUUUCGGUCCUUCUGGGCAAAUGAGUGAAAAGCCAGGUCUCGUGCCCGUGGGGCCUUGGGGUAGAGUUGCUGGGUCUGGUCCCGCCUGGAGGAGAAUCAGGGGGCAGGUCCCAUGGGGGAGGGGCCGCAGGCCCUGGGGAGUCUAGAAGUCCCCCUUCCAGGGGUGCUGGGGGUCUCGGGCAAGCACUUGUCAGGGCCCUGGUGACACCCCCCCCCCAGGCCCCCGUGGGCCCUGAUACUUGGUGAGGGGCCUGGUCCGGGUUCCUUGUCAAUUCUCCAGGACACCUCGCCUGGGGGGCUCCCCUCUGCUCUAAGCCUGGGGGGCUCCCCUCUGCUCCCAGCCUGGGGGCUCCUCUGGGCACAGACACAGGAAGGGCCUCUCUGACGUGGGCGCCACAGUGAACCCUGAGGACAGCUCAUCCUCUGACUCAGGACCCUGUGGGGUGUGGUCCCUGGGGGGCGGCUCCCACACAGCCCAGGAGCCUCUGCCCACACCACACAGGGCUGCCCUGCCAGGAGGUGGGAGAGAGGUCCUGGGGCCCAGUGUCCCCCAUCAAGGCUGAGCACCAGGCGGCAUCUGCCGUGUCCCCGUGACCCUGGGAAGACUCGGCCCUGGAUGCGGGUCAAGGGUGGCGCUGCCCCAGCUCUCCUGAUUCCUCGGAACCCUCAGGCUGCAGGUGCCCGGGGGGGAGGGGGGGAGCAGGACCAGGUGGCCACUUCCCCAGGAAUGCCAUCUGGUUGGAGGGCCCCUGCCCUCCCCCUCAGGGGGAGGGGACUCCCCCCUAUGAAGGUCACACUCCCGCCUCUCGGAUCCCAGGGCCUCGGGGUGUGGCCGGCAGGUUGGAGCCCCGCGUCCCCCCAGGCCAUGCCUGGGUCCGCCGGUACUUGAGGGAACAGAAUGAAUAAUUCAGUGAAGUUCAGACUGAGCGCCUGGUGAACUGAACACUGUGGCUGCCAAGGGCCAGCCGGGCGGCAAAGCUGGGGCAGCGGAGGGGGGUGUAUGGGCGGGGGUCGUAGCCCCCCCCAGCCGCCUGGGAAGCAGGACCAGCCCCAGAACAUUUAGGGCCCGGUCUGCCCAGCUUUGGUCGGCGCUCGCCUCCCGGGGCGUCCCUGGGGCCGGAUCCAGGCACCAGGCCCAAGCCCAGGCAGCCAGUUCAGCAGGACCCAGGACCGGGCGGCCGCUGGCCCGAGGAGGCAGCAGGUUUUGCACGUAAGCGCCUCAAUCCGCCUUAUGUAAGCGGAUCCAGCGCGGACGUGGGGCGGCCCAGCCGCACACGCUCUUUUCUGGGUCGGGAGAGACCGGAGCCCCUUCUUGUUUCUGCUUCUCCUCCUUUGAGACUCAGACACGAGUCGGGAAAUGGCACGCGGGGCGCAGCUCUCACGUCCCCUCCAGAGCCACCCCCCCCCCGCCCUUGGGGGUGUUUGUCCCCAGGGGGGUUAUCGAUGGAGGUAAAUGUACCUCUGGCAAAAUCCCUGGUCUUAAGCCCUCAGAUCAGUGGGUUUUACUAAAUUCGGCCCCAAGGCCCCGUCCCUGGAGCCCCCUCCCCAGCCCCUUCCAGCCUGUGCCCCGGGGCAGCGCUGGCUCUGCCCCUCGCCUGGGCUGGCGGUGUCCGUCCCUGCCCUGGUGUGAGCGGACAACCCGUGUGCAGCCCCGCCCUCCCUCCCCUCGGGGGUGCCGUGUGGCCGAGCCCCUCUGUGACCUUGUCUCAUCUGUGAAUAGUUGUGUCGUUAGCUGUGGAGUCGUGUCCUCCGUCUGAAUAAACGAAAGCAGGUCUGUGUCCCCGUCCCCCGCGCGGGCCUCUGUCCUGUCGCCCUGACUUGGGCUGCUGUCUGCGGUCUCGGGGGCGUUCUUCCCCUUUCUCUCUGUCUUGACUGCGUUUCGUUUGUGUCUGGUGGCAUUUGGACGCCCUGGGGGCCGUACGGACCCGGGAGAGGACUGUGGGGCACCUCUUGUUGAAAACACCAACCCUUCCCCAUUAAAAUGUAUAAAACCCGUUUCCUCAUC
Phacochoerus africanus (Common warthog) is the source of this 4818-nucleotide messenger RNA. It is a transcript of the gene CHRNA4, whose product is annotated as cholinergic receptor nicotinic alpha 4 subunit. Gene Ontology annotation, biological process: chemical synaptic transmission; regulation of membrane potential; monoatomic ion transmembrane transport. Gene Ontology annotation, cellular component: postsynaptic membrane; neuron projection; synapse. The transcript is spliced from 6 exons. Gene Ontology annotation, molecular function: transmembrane signaling receptor activity; acetylcholine-gated monoatomic cation-selective channel activity. NCBI's taxonomy places the organism in Eukaryota, Metazoa, Chordata, Mammalia, Artiodactyla, Suidae. The record is from RefSeq and is a predicted model, not a curated record. Bases 544 to 2373 code for a protein of 609 amino acids.